Molecule: messenger RNA, 2449 nt
Organism: Polyodon spathula (Mississippi paddlefish)
Lineage: Eukaryota; Metazoa; Chordata; Actinopteri; Acipenseriformes; Polyodontidae
Product: actin-85C-like
Exons: 1
Coding region: 1193-2329 (378 amino acids)
Source: RefSeq, a predicted model, not a curated record
UUUAUUUCUGUGUUAAAUGUAUUAUAGAAGAAGUAUAUUUUAUCCUGCAAAGUUUAAGAAAACACAGUGGAGUAUUCACAUGUAUGAUUAAUGCCACACACGUGUGAUAGCUAUAUAAGGUAUUUUAUAAUCAGUAUACUUUAUCACAGCUAAACACAUUGAUAAAAACACAUGUUUGUCCUUCAGCGAAAGAGGCAAAUGUCGGGGUUGGAAUUACUGGACAUCCCUUUAAGUUUUUGCAAAUGUUCUUUUUAACACGUUUCAAGGCGACAGGUAUCACUUAUGAUGACAUUUCCUGCCUUGAUGGCGCUGCGCAGUUUUCCAGUACCAAUCAACGAUAAUGAGAAAGCGUGUCUGCGCAUUUUACAACGGAUAAUGCUUAUACUUACAUUAAGGACGAUUAAAUCGUAUUCCUUUCGCAAGUAAAUAAGUCCCGUAUCGGAGUUUUGUCAGCAUAGAAGAAUGCAUUGCUUUUUAGCUUUAUGUUCUAACUCGGAGAGCUGAUGCUGUCAUCGCCUCUGCCUGUAUAAUUACUCUGUUUAUUUUGAUUUUUAAACACACGAAUACAGCAAUUAAAAAAAAAAGGAAAACAAAGAUGCCCACCCCUGGUACAAUUCUAAAAAGUUUUCCAUUGCUGUGUAACCUUGGAAAAUGCUGCGUUUUAUGAUUUAAAAUCAAUCCCUCGAAACUAAUAACGGAUGAUACAGCUAUAAUUGAGACAGGCGAGAGAAUUGUAAUUGUGCGUCUUAAUGCUGCAGGGCGUUGUUAAUGCGACAAUUUGGAAGCAAUAAUCGAUUGGUUUAUAAGAGAAUCAAUCGACAAUGCAUUACAUUGCAUGUGACAUCCACAAUUUAUAGUAAUGUUUAUUUCACUUUAUGGGAUCAAUGCAUUGACUUAUUUGAAAAUAACUUGGGCUCUGUGGUAAUGUGUGUGAUGCUGUGUAUUAUACGGUGUGACGUAGGUUACAAGUACAUAAGAAAUGCCAGGGCCAACCCGUAUUGAUUUUUAACAACAUCCCACAAUUUUCACAUCAUUCCGACCAACUCAUGACUCAUCAGUGUGUCACAAUGUAAAUUGGUUACCAUGGCCACCACCGUUUUUUUUUUUUUUUUCUGCCCAUAACAUCAAGCAAAAAAAGUACUCUUGCAAAUCUUUCUUUUCGGAGAGGAAUUUUUGAAGAACCUGAAAAGCCAUGUUUGACCCCAAAAUGUUGGAAAUCCCAGCCGUUAUCUUUGACAACGGUUCAGGGCUUUGUAAAUGUGGGGUAGGGGGUGACAGUGUUCCUAGAGCGGUCAUCACAUCUAUAGUCGGUCACUCCAAAGCCAAAGUGACCAAACUUGGGGCCGGCCACAAGGAGGACUGCUACAUCGGGGACAAAGCCCAGGCCAAACGAGGUCUUCUGACCCUGAAGUGUCCAGUGGAGCAGGGCUUUGUCACUUGCUGGGACGAUAUGGAGAAAAUCUGGAGGCAUGCUUAUGAAUGCGAGCUAAAGAUGAAACCAAGUGAGAGACCCGUGCUUCUAAGCGAAGCACCCUUGAACCCUCAGAGCAACAGAGAGAUGAUGACCGAGAUUAUGUUCGAGAGCUUCAAGGUCCCUGCUAUGUAUGUGUCAGUGCAGGCUGUGCUGGCCCUGUAUGCUUCGGGGCGCACCACAGGGCUGGUAAUAGACAGUGGGGACGGUGUAACCCAUACCGUUCCCAUAUAUGAGGGAUACUACUUACCACAUGCUGUGUCCAGGCUGGGCCUCGCGGGGAGGGACAUAACAGAGUAUUUAAUGAGGCUCCUCCUGGAGAGUGGCCAUUCUGUUGGGAGCAGCGAGAAGCAAGAAAUCGUGAAGGACAUCAAGGAGAAACUGUGCUACGUCGCCGCCGAUCUCACGACAGAGCUUAAAAAAAACCCCAAGGAGAACCAAAGAGAGUACAGGCUGCCCGACGGGAACGCGAUCACGAUCACCGACCAGCUUUUCAAAGCCCCUGAAGCGCUUUUCCUUCCUGCCUUGGUCCGAGUGGAAGCUCCCGGGCUGCACAAGAUGACUUUCAACAGCGUUCUGAAAUGUGACAGCGACGUGCGCAACAACCUCUUCUCCAACGUGCUGCUGUGUGGCGGAUCCACGCUGUUUCCAGGGCUGGAGGAGCGGAUGCUGAAGGAGAUUAGGGAGCAGAUCCCGUCUGAGCUAUCCACGAAGGUAAUUGCACCUCUGGAGAGAAAAUAUAUAGCGUGGACUGGGGCCUCGUUUAUUUCCUGCCUCACCGCCUUCAAACAGAUGUGGAUAACGGCCAUGGAUUACAAGGAGUUUGGACCCACCGUGGUCCAUCGAAAAUGCUAUUGAAAAGGGACUGAUAGAAUUUGGGUUAGGAAACAGGUGUUUCAGAGCUACAACUACUAAAAAGAGUCUCUCAAACUGACAUCAACUGUGUGUGAUUCUGUGCCUAUAAAUGGGAAACUACAA